Messenger RNA from Ectocarpus siliculosus, 2898 nucleotides. The record is from the annotation of a GenBank genome assembly. Lineage: Eukaryota; Phaeophyceae; Ectocarpales; Ectocarpaceae.
AUGCAGGGGGAGCACAUCCUGGAAGAGUGGAUGGAUCUGGCCGAAGAGAUGUCGCAUGUUGAUGGCGCCGUGGUCGUCCGGCGGCCGGAGCUCAUUGACGUGGAAUCCUCCCCGACCCGCCUGCUGUCGCCGGCGAACAGCUUGGACUACGUCAAGACGCUUCAGUCGUACUUCUCAAUCUUCAAGGACUCUCUAUUCUCAAGGAUGAUGCUCGUGAAGCACCCAGGCCUGUACGAGCUGCCGAUUUCGCAGAAGUUUCUCGAUGCCGUCGAGGAGGGUGACGAUAUGGCGGCAAUGUACCUGAGUACCAAUUACGCCACUGAAGUCACGGAGGUCAAGGAGGCGAGCGAUGGAUAUGAGAGCGUGCCUGCGGUCGUGAGCAUGUCUGACGUGUACAUCGAAGAACACGGCUUCUUCUGGAAUGACCAGGACUUGGUCGCACCCAACUCCUGCAGGUCGUCGGUCAACGCGAGGGACGUCAAUACUCAUGAGACGAGGCUCAGGCCUGGAGAGGCGCGCCACGGCAAGGUGGUUGUGCUGACACAGGAGUACGGGCUAGCGUACUACCAUCUCCUGGUGGAGAAUCUGUCGCGAAUCACCAUCGUUCUGGACAUGCUCCUGGAAAAUCCCGAUAUCAAGGUGGCGGUUCAUUCGAUAUCCGAAAGCCACAGGGAGUACAUAUACGGGCUCUUCGAACUCCUCGGUAUCUCGCAAGACCGCGUACUGUUUAUCCACAAGAUUCAUGCGGACCUAGCGCUCGUGCCGCCUGCGACGGUGUGUGGCAAGCCCAACGCCGUACUGGUGACUCUGCUGAGACACGCCCUUCUGCAGGGGAUGUACCCGGACACAGGUGGCGUGCCGCCUACUCCUCCGAAGCCGAUCAUGGUGCUAAUUGUGCGAAAGAACAAACGGGGCCUUGGAAACAACACCGAGGUUCGAGAUGCCCUUAUCCAGAACUUCCCAGACCACGACGUGGUCGAGUUCUUCGGCACUGACCCAAUCCGAGAGCAGCUCGACCUUUUCGCCACAGCUUCCGUCAUAGUCGCCCCCCACGGCGCCGGGCUUGCUAACAUCGUGGUGUCGCCGCUCCACACCAUGAUCCUCGAGAUCGGUCCCAUCGAGUGCCCGACGUGCUACGUUAACAUGGCCAUCAAGCUCCAGCACAUCUACGCCAGGCACGCCGGGAGCGACCGCUGGGACGACGAUUGCAGUUCUUGGUAUGAGCCAAACGUCGACGAAAUCGUCAAUCUAGUGAGGGACCUCUUCGUGGCGAAACGCAUGGCCGAUGAGGCGGAAGGCCGCGACUAAGAGGUGUGCUGGACGCAAUCGUGCCGACGGAAGCCUACGUACGUGGUGCUAGAUGUUAUUCCGUGGAGUGGUAAAAGUACCAGAUGGUGCAGUUUGUUUUAGUCGUUGUUCCUCGGAAGCGUACAAGUCGGGUUGUGGUUUAGAAGCAGGCGGAACUUCGAGGUGUAUCCUGCGUGAUGUAGGCGAAGGCCUUGUGUCGUUCGAUUUUUUUUUGCUCUUGUGUAUUUGGCUCAGGUGGGUGUUUCGUCGUUAUAUUUUUGAUGUCAAGGGUAAGAAAGCAAGUAGUUGGAUUUGUCAAAAACUCCUCGUUCGUUGUGACAUCUACUAUAGCAGGACAAAUUUUGUCUCAACCCCAUUGACGAUCCCUCCAAACAGUUUCUCAGUCGCAGAAACUAAUUCGUUUACGCUCCCUUGCAGAGCGUUUUUGUUCAGUGAUGCUAGCAUGAAUGAAUCAGCCCGAGCAUGCUUUAGCGAAAUUCCUUGUAUAUGAUGGCAUAUGAAAAAUAUUUUGUGCAUUGGAGGUUUUUUAACUUUGUCCGAAAGCUGUUCGGGGAGCUGCAGCUUUUCAAGCUGAAGUAUCUUGCCUCGACACCAGCUUUUUUCUUUUUUUGAAUGGCAACCGCAGCCAUCCCCCCGUAGUUACAAUUGUGUGGACGAAAGUUCGCGUACUGACCACUUUAGGGUGCCAGUUCUAUUCCAAAGAUACUUUUCCAAGGGUAUGUUGCCGCCGGUUCCUCUUCAGCAGGACUACUUGCUGAUAUUUCGUUUUCUUUUUUGCCGCCGUCUCGCCGUUCUUGUGGGCGUCGUGUUGGUGUUGUUGUUCUGUGCGGUCGGGGUCUUUGUUGUCUGGAUUUUUUUUUCCAAGUAUUUUUCAGUAUUUUGUCCAAGGGUGCUUACUGUACAUGUUUGGGGUUUCCUGGAGGACGGCGAGAAAGUGAAACGGUUUCUUUCACUGUUCGCUUCACUCGCCUGUCGUCCCCGUAUCGCCGACAGCAUCGGCCCGAUCAUAAGAAACCAUAACAUUAGAAAAUUUGGCUCAGCCUGACCUCCUCGUGUGGGAUGAAGGUCGAGCAUCGGUGGUGUUGUAGGAGCCAAUUAUGACCUGGUCCGCGAGCUGCCCGUCCGCUAGUACUUGCGCAACGUUCUACAUAUCGUUCCCUGCCUUCUCAUCUGUGGUCGGGAUUGUUACUUCAAUCGAAACCUUGCAUGCCUGUGUGUCAAGUUCGCUGGCACUGCCUUCUUCUGAGACUUGAACAGCUAGGAGUGGUCCCGGGGAUGCUGAUUCAUGUAUUUGUUCUUGACGUCGUAUUGUCGGCAUUAACUUGUUCGUCAAGCUGAUCUGACUGGGCUGGAUCUGACAAACAACGAGACGAAUUCCACAGCCCCAAAAAUACUAGCUCUGUUGUGUUUGGUUCUCAACCAGGGCGAAAAUAGGUGCUGUAUUGUGAACUGGGACAAGAGGGCCAAAAGCACUUCCUCCCUGCUUUGGGGGACUCCUCUUCCCGAUAGAUUUGUUGCCUCUGUGUGUGUUUUCGCCGCAGCUAGCUGUGCUGACGAAGCCAGUCUAAUAAUUUUAAUUUUGAUUUUUUC